AUGCCUCGUCUCAUAGAUAAAGAACCGAAUGCCCGCACGAAACCCAUGCGGAUACUAGGAGUCGGCCUCUGCAGAACAGGCACAAGCUCUAUGCGCAUUGCCCUCAACAAGCUUGGCUACACCCCUUACCAUGGAUCUGAAAGUUUCAAGAAUCCCCCUCGGGACUUCAACCUUUGGAUAGAGGCCAUGAGAUGUAAUUUUCUCGACGCUGAUAAAACCUCCCGAUACGGACGUGAGGAGUUCGAUCGCCUGAUGGGCUCAUAUGAUGCUUGUCUCGACGUUCCUGCUUGCCUUUUCUGGGAUGACUUUCAUCGCGCGUAUCCCGAUGCGAAGGUGAUAUUGACUACUCGGGAUGCAGAUUCCUGGUUGGAUUCUGUGAACGUGACAAUCCUGAAAUUCAUUCGAAUGCGAUUCUUUCAGCUUUGGCAAUAUGUGGAUAUAACCCGAAGUGGACCGUUGUUUCAGCAGUUGAAGUUGGUAUGGGAGGUGCUCUGCGAUGGUUCUUAUGAUCGAGAGAAAUGUCGACAGGCGUAUCUUGAACACAACCAGCGAAUAAGAGAUACUAUUCCUGCGUCGCAACUAUUGGAAUUUCGCCUGGGGGUUGAUGGAUGGGAAGAGCUGUGUCAAUUCUUGGAUCUCCCAGUUCCACGCGAACCAUGGCCAAAGGCGUAUCCGAAGGAGGCCUAUCAGGAACAUAUCAGUUUGGCCUUACAUCAAGCCAUAAGGCAAAUACUUCUGUCGCUCGGGUUACUCUCAGUCCUUGUCAUUGCUAUCCUAUUCGCGAAAUAA
Messenger RNA from Aspergillus affinis, 789 nucleotides. RefSeq names its product sulfotransferase family protein. Bases 1 to 789 code for a protein of 262 amino acids. The transcript is spliced from 2 exons. Lineage: Eukaryota; Fungi; Ascomycota; Eurotiomycetes; Eurotiales; Aspergillaceae. The record is from RefSeq and is a predicted model, not a curated record.